Messenger RNA from Penaeus indicus, 494 nucleotides. RefSeq names its product ATP synthase-coupling factor 6, mitochondrial-like (gene ATPsynCF6). Lineage: Eukaryota; Metazoa; Arthropoda; Malacostraca; Decapoda; Penaeidae. The transcript has 4 exons. Gene Ontology annotation, molecular function: proton transmembrane transporter activity. The record is from RefSeq and is a predicted model, not a curated record. Gene Ontology annotation, biological process: proton motive force-driven ATP synthesis. Bases 88 to 399 code for a protein of 103 amino acids.
CCGCCGAGCCUCCGAGGGCGCGGCAGUCGACACUCCACCGGCACAGGCAGACAACCACUCGGCUCUUCUUUAAAAUAUAUAUUCAGCAUGAACGUAACUCGGCUGAUCCCCAAGGUUAGGACCCUGCAGGUCGUUCUGCGCCGCAACCUUGGUGCUUCUUCAGUGUUGCUGAAGACAUCUGAUCCCAUCCAGCAGCUGUUUGUUGACAAAAUCCAGGAGUACAGCAAGAAGAGCAAGGCUUCAGGUGGCAAGCUGGUGGAUAUGACCCCCGAGGUAGAAAGGCAGCUGCAGCAGGAGCUGGACAAAGUUGCCCGUCAGUAUGGUGGUGGUCCAGGCGUUGACAUGACCAAGUUCCCUACCUUCACCUUCCAGGAUCCCAAGAUUGAUCCUCUCAACUAAAUCUACAACAGAUUUUCUACCUUCCCUACUGUAAAAAGGCUUAUUUGUACAAGAGAAUGUCAACACUGAUAUGUUAAUAAAAAUAUCGUAGGUUA